GCCUACCUCAUAUUGUAUUGUAUGUGCCUGAAGGCUAUGUAUGCAAUAAAGUGGAAACUGUGGAAUUGUCGCAAUUGCAAUUCGUAGGGGCUGAGGGGUACGUAUUGGCGCGUACCUUCCCGUUACAUUAGAGCGUGUUUGUUCGGGUCGAGAAUGUAUGACGCAGCAGUUGAAAGCAAAUUCGGUUCUUGUUUCGUUGGAUAUGCAUCAUAGUUCCGGGGCCUGCGUCCAAAGAAUUCAAGGAACGGCACCUCUUUCCCGUGUACAAAGGCAAACCAAGCCUAAAACAACCCUUACACAUUUCUGCAUUGGAUCAGAUCAUCAAUCAAUACCUUGCCGUGGUAACUCGAUACCAAUCCUAAUCCAUUACGAGACCUUGUGGAUAUUCCUUAUUUAAACUGUAUUCCCUUCGCCAUCUCGAUAACUCAUUCCAGUUUCUACCUCCAAAUCCAAUCCAAGUCUAAAAUCAACUCCAAAUCGAAAAAGAAAAAAUUACGAAAGCACAAGCUAUCGAUAUUCCCACAUCACAUACCACGAAAACAAACAUAUCAUCCACACGCGUCCAAGUCGACGACCGAAAUCUCACAUAAUGCCUUUCACCGCAAGCGAUAUCUGCAAGAUCAUUCUUGCCAUCCUCCUACCGCCUCUAGGUGUCUUCUUAGAGCGAGGAUGUGGUGCCGACUUCUGCAUCAACGUCCUGCUCACCAUUCUGGGUUACAUCCCGGGUAUCCUACACGCGCUGUACAUUAUUCUGAAAUAUUAAGACGCUCGAGUAACCUGCGGCUUUCCUUAAUUUUUCGUAAUGCAGCGACAGCAUAGCAAAAUUCAACCAUAGACGACAUCUGAGAGGUUGGACCAAUCGUGUAGCAGCGCAGGGGUUCGUGAUUUUCCGGAGGCGUCUGCGUGGAUCCAGCCAUUGCUCUGUCUUUUCAAGCUAGUCGCGGGGGUGCAUCGCAUGAUGCUGGUUCUUGGCUCUUGGCUUUGACAGACGUCACUCGACUUCUUGUCCAUGCAACCACAUUCCAGCAUUUCGGCCCGCCUCUUAAUUUCGACGACUCGAAUGUCUCUUGUUUCUUUUAUAAUCAAAACCGCGAUGAUUUGCAGAAAUGACGGUUUGGAGGAGAGGGGGAUGGAUUGAGGAUACGGCUCAGCUGAGCAUUGAUUGCUUGCUAUAUGGCAUUCAUGAUGAUUUUUAGACUCCCUACUAGCAUUAAUGAUUAUGAAUUUCGAUACCCCUCAA
Messenger RNA from Daldinia vernicosa, 1240 nucleotides. Its product is annotated as putative plasma membrane proteolipid 3. The transcript has 3 exons. Lineage: Eukaryota; Fungi; Ascomycota; Sordariomycetes; Xylariales; Hypoxylaceae. The coding region runs from base 590 to 763 and encodes 57 amino acids. Gene Ontology annotation, cellular component: membrane. The record is from RefSeq and is a predicted model, not a curated record.